AAGGUUUCCUUCCACCAUCUUUCUCUCCUCCCAUUUUCUUCUAAACCAAACGCAGUGUGAAUGAGAGACUGACUAUAGCGAGAAUCGAUGAUUAGAUAGAUUCUGGGCAAAUUUUUUGUCUUGCUUCGAUUUCUAACAAUCUGUAUUCCUAAUGUAAUCAAAUAUCAAUUUAUUUUUCUCGACGUUACAUUGAUUCGUACGAAACAACUAGUAGCCCCGAUUCUGAAAGAUAAUAACAUAUUUUCGUCGAGCUAAAUUUUUUGAAGAUUUCCGUAACAAUCUCAAUGGGUACUGUUUCUGCUAGACACCCAUUUGGAAUCCAUUUUCAUUCCCAUUCCCAAUCCCUAAUUCGCCGAUUCGAUUGCUCAAUCUCCCAAUUUCCUUCUCACGUAGACCUUUCCAGAAUCACCUUGUAUUCUUCUUCCCAGGGAUUAGUUCACCGAGUAUGUGCACGGCCUGAUAUUGAUGAUUUCUACUGGGAGAAAGAACCAACGCCCAUUCUUGACACAAUUGAAAGCCCUCUUUGCUUGAAGAACUUAUCCCUUAGGGAGUUGAAACAACUCGCUGCUGAAAUCCGUUUAGAUUUGUAUUCUGUUUUGUCAGGUACACAAAUAUCCCCAAAUCCAAGUAUGGCUGCGACGGAGCUGACAGUUGCAAUGCAUCAUGUUUUCCAUGCUCCAGUAGACAAGAUAUUGUGGGAUGUUGGUGAUCAAACAUAUGCACAUAAAAUGCUUACUGGAAGGAGAUUACGUUUGAGGACAAUCAGACAAAAGAAUGGACUUUCUGGUUUUACUUCUCGGUUUGAGAGUGAAUAUGAUUCAUUUGGUGCAGGUCAUGGAUGCAACAGUAUAUCUGCCGGACUUGGCAUGGCAGUUGCGAGGGAUAUUAAAGGAAGACGAGAACGUAUAGUUGCAGUUAUCAGCAAUUGGACAACUAUGUCUGGUCAGGUGUAUGAGGCAAUGGGAAAUGCGGGAUAUUUGGACUCAAAUAUGGUGGUGAUUUUGAAUGAUAGCCGCCACUCUUUACUCCCCAAAACUGAGGAGGGCUCAAAAACCUCUGUGAAUGCCCUAUCUAGUACCCUUAGCAGGCUCCAAUCCAGUAAAUCUUUCCGAAGGUUUAGAGAAGCUGCUAAGGGUGUUACAAAACGUAUUGGCAGGGGCAUGCAUGAAUUGGCAGCUAAAGUAGAUGAAUAUGCUCGUGGUAUGAUGGGUCCCCUAGGUUCUACUCUAUUUGAAGAGCUUGGGUUGUAUUACAUAGGGCCGGUGGAUGGACACAAUAUUGAAGAUCUCAUAUGUGUUCUUCAAGAAGUAGCUUCCUUGGAUUCAAUGGGUCCUGUCUUGGUUCAUGUUAUAACCGAUGAAAAUCAGGUUGGAGAACACAAUAAGAAAAGUAAUACAACAGACAAGCAGCAGGAUGAAUAUGUUAGUUCUGAUUUGUUCUACAAUGCUGGUCAGCCUCAAACAUAUGGUGAUUGCUUUGUGGAGUCUUUGGUUGCAGAAGCUGAGAAAGACAAAGAUAUUGUGGUUGUUCAUGCAGGAAUCACAUCGGAACCAUCACUUGAACUGUUUCGGGAAAAAUUUCCAGAUAGGAUUUUCAAUAUGGGAGUUGCCGAGCAACAUGCAGUCACGUUUGCUUCAGGGUUGUCAUGUGGUGGAUUGAAGCCAUUUUGCAUCAUACCUUCUUCCUUUUUACAGAGAGCCUAUGAUCAGGUUGUUCAUGAUGUUGAUCAACAGAAAAUUCCAGUGCGUUUUGUCAUUACAAGUGCAGGAUUGGUAGGUUCGGAUGGUCCCGUCCAGUGUGGAGCGUUUGAUAUAACGUUCAUGUCGUGCUUACCAAACAUGAUUGUAAUGGCACCGUCUGACGAGGUUGAACUUGUGAACAUGGUGGCUACUGCUACUCACAUCAAUGACCGGCCAGUUUGCUUUCGGUAUCCUAGAGGUGCCUUGGUUAAUAAAGGCCACACUAUAGAUGAUGGAGUCCCAAUAGAGAUUGGAAAGGGAAGAGUUCUUGUUGAAGGUAAAGAUGUUGUCUUACUGGGAUAUGGAUCAAUGGUUCGUAACUGUCUAAAUGCUCAUUCUCUUCUUGCAAAUCUUGGUGUUGAGGUGACUGUUGCUGAUGCAAGGUUCUGCAAGCCCCUAGACAUCAAGCUUCUGAGGCAGCUUUGUAAACACCAUUCUUUUUUAGUUACCGUCGAGGAAGGAUCUAUUGGAGGAUUUGGUUCUCAUGUUGCUCAAUUUAUUGCUCUUGAUGGACUUCUUGACCGGAGAAUUAAGUGGCGCCCAAUUGUCUUACCAGACAGUUACAUUGAACAUGCAUCACCAAAUCAACAGCUUGACAAAGCGGGGUUGACUGGACAUCACAUUGCUGCUACAGCGUUGAGUUUACUGGGCCGUACCCGUGAAGCUCUAUCGUUUAUGUGCUUUUGAAUCGGGCAAAGAUCUCGUUCUGUACAUAAGUUGCCACAGUCCCUUGCUAUUCAUUGCAUUGGCAUUGCAAAGCUUUGUUUUUCUCUUUAAGUUUUUCAGAAGUCAUUAGAUUGAGGGAACUGUUGCCGACAUAUAAGCCUUAUAGCUGAUCUUGAAUCAGUUUCUAUGGAGCAAGGCAAUGCUUGCUACGAAAAAUCAAUUUGACCGAAAUUAUGGAGCUAGAGCUUGAAUGUAGCAAUGAUUUUUUAAUACUUAAAAGAAAUAAUGAUUCUUUCCAAAUCUGACUAUGGUACAAUAUCAAAAAACAGCUUCAGUGAUCUUUGAUUGAAAAUUCUUUCGCAUUUACUUAGAUUAAAAUCAAUUUGAUUUGAUGUAAAAUAUUUUUGUAUGGUCUCUGAGCCAAACACUUAUCCUAUUUGAGUUGAUACAUUUGUGAGGCAGUUAUUCUUUUUGGUUAGUUUUUUAUUGAAAUUUCAGAUUAUAUUUUCUAGUGUAGCAAUUUCUUCAUAGAUAUACUUAAAGGAAGCUGGUAAGGAAUUGAAAAAUCAUGUUUGAUUAAAAAUCUUAGGUUGUUGUAUUGUAUGUUGAUGAUUUGAAAAUUAUGUGUGUGUUUGUCUUCACUUUUGUUCGAGGGAAAAUAAAAUACUGAGUUUGGAAGAGUUGAUGAGUGUGUAAUAUAUUUGAAUAUCACUAUUGAUUUCACACACACUCAUUCACUUAUUUUCACAUGAAGUAACUCAGAAAAUCUCUGAUUUGUGCAUAGAAUGAAUAAUGUCUUGUAAUCGUGAAUUGAUCCUAAUGUUUAACUAUUUGAAAGUAAUAAGUUUGAUGAAUACAAACUCAAGAAAGAAAGAAAAAAAAAUUCAAGCAACAUUGAGCAAGGGAGCCAAAUCUUGAAGGCCUAAACUCAAACUAAUUUGGUUGGGUGAGCAUCCCUCGACCAUCGAAUCUGAAACAUAAAAUUUUCAUGGUAAAAUAGAGAAAUUUUGUUGGGUGAAUAGAGAAAAUUUGUUGGGCGAGUGAUAGAGAGUAGAAUUUAAUAUUUAAGUUAAUUAAAAAGUUAUAUUAGUAGUUUUAUU
Messenger RNA from Vicia villosa (hairy vetch), 3505 nucleotides. RefSeq names its product probable 1-deoxy-D-xylulose-5-phosphate synthase, chloroplastic. Gene Ontology annotation, molecular function: 1-deoxy-D-xylulose-5-phosphate synthase activity. Bases 285 to 2426 code for a protein of 713 amino acids. Gene Ontology annotation, biological process: terpenoid biosynthetic process. Lineage: Eukaryota; Viridiplantae; Streptophyta; Magnoliopsida; Fabales; Fabaceae. The record is from RefSeq and is a predicted model, not a curated record. The transcript has 11 exons.